GGGAAUCGCGGAAUACCAGAGUUUACGGCAGAGUUGAUGCGGCACGGACGGCGCCCACCCAAAAGAGGGGUCGAAUGGAGCAAGGGAGGAAAUGGCCAUUUCGAUGGUCCAGGUGGCCUGGGUGCCACCCUGAAGGAAAUAUGGGAUGUAUAAAAUCAAAAAGGAAAGACAAUCUGAAUGGCGAUGGAAUAGAUUUGAAGCCUCAACCAGUACGUAAUACUGACCGAACUAUUUAUGUGAGAGAUCCAACGUCCAAUAAACACCAAAGGCCAGUUCCAGAGUCUCAGCUCUUACCGGGACAGAGGUUUCAAACCAAAGAUCCAGAGGAGCAAGGAGACAUCGUGGUAGCCUUGUACCCUUAUGAUGGCAUCCAUCCAGAUGACUUGUCGUUCAAGAAAGGAGAGAAGAUGAAGGUCCUGGAGGAACACGGAGAAUGGUGGAAGGCUAAAUCCCUUACAACGAAGAGAGAGGGUUUCAUCCCCAGCAACUACGUGGCCAAAGUGAACACACUGGAAACAGAAGAGUGGUUUUUCAAGGACAUAACCAGGAAAGACGCCGAAAGGCAGCUUCUGGCGCCCGGAAACAGUGCUGGGGCUUUUCUUAUCAGAGAAAGUGAAACAUUAAAAGGAAGCUUCUCUCUGUCUGUCAGAGAUUACGACCCUGUGCACGGUGAUGUUAUUAAGCACUACAAAAUUAGAAGUCUGGACAAUGGGGGUUAUUACAUCUCUCCACGAAUCACCUUUCCUUGUAUCAGUGACAUGAUUAAGCAUUACCAAAAGCAGUCAGAUGGCUUGUGCAGAAGAUUGGAGAAGGCGUGUAUUAGUCCCAAACCUCAAAAGCCGUGGGACAAGGAUGCCUGGGAGAUCCCACGGGAGUCCAUCAAGUUGUUGAAAAGGCUUGGUGCCGGGCAGUUCGGGGAAGUCUGGAUGGGUUCCUAUAACAACAGUACCAAAGUGGCCGUGAAAACCCUGAAGCCGGGCACCAUGUCUGUGCAGGCCUUCCUGGAGGAAGCGAACCUCAUGAAGACCCUGCAGCAUGACAAGCUGGUGCGGCUCUACGCCGUGGUCACCAGGGAGGAGCCCAUCUACAUCAUCACCGAGUACAUGGCCAAGGGCAGCCUGCUGGAUUUCCUGAAGAGUGACGAAGGGGGCAGAGUCCUGCUUCCAAAGCUAAUUGACUUUUCUGCUCAGAUAGCAGAGGGAAUGGCGUACAUCGAGAGGAAGAACUACAUUCACCGAGACCUGCGGGCAGCAAACGUCCUGGUGUCUGAGUCCCUCAUGUGCAAGAUCGCGGAUUUUGGGCUUGCCCGCGUGAUCGAGGACAAUGAGUACACCGCCAGGGAAGGUGCCAAAUUCCCCAUCAAGUGGACAGCUCCGGAAGCCAUCAACUUUGGGUGUUUCACAAUUAAGUCUGACGUGUGGUCCUUCGGAAUUCUCCUGUAUGAGAUCGUCACCUACGGGAAAAUCCCCUACCCAGGGAGGACGAAUGCCGACGUGAUGACCGCCCUGUCGCAGGGCUACAGGAUGCCCCGAGUGGAGAACUGCCCAGACGAGCUCUACGAUAUCAUGAAAAUGUGCUGGAAGGAAAAGGCAGAAGAGAGGCCGACAUUUGACUACUUGCAGAGUGUCCUGGACGAUUUCUACACCGCCACGGAAGGGCAGUAUCAGCAGCAGCCUUAACGCACGGGAAGUCUCGUGCCCGUCGGUUGGGACGGCCACCUCGUUAAAAACAGAAAACACGACAGUCCCUGGUUUGCGCCGGUGUUUCACAUGCUAGGAUCAUCGCCCAGCCCUGCUUCCUGAAAGUGAGGCCAAGUUACUCAGGAGGAACACUCUCGACAUGGGAAAGUACUCUGUUUCUCAUUGGCGGAUGCCCACCGGUCGCCGCGUGGCCCACUCCCAGCCGGCAGUCUUGCUUUGCUAGCCGACAUACAGCCUUCUGAGAAGAAACCACCCAUCCUGUCCCACAGGCACCCACCUUGGCCUCUUGUUUACAACCCGAUGUGUGACCCGUAGGUUCAGAGGCCCUCGCAGCGAAUCUCAAAACAGUAGCAGAAUGAAACUCAUUUAUAAAAAGCGAAGUAACCAGAUGCGUAUCACGACCCUUGUUUGCGUUUUCUCUAUGCUUUGGCUUGUCUGUUAAAAAAGAGAUUACUAAUCCGAUCUGUUACGUUUUGCCGCUGAAGUCAGCAGGUUAAAACGGUCUCUCCCAGAUUGCAGUGAUCUCCCCUGCCCCUGGAGUCUGAGACUGUUGAAGAUUUUCCUUCCAUGGAGGCGGCUGGGAACCCCCAGACGCAAAGCAGAGGAGCCGCCGUGUUCUCCUGCUCUGUUUCCCACGAAGUGUGGUUUGUGAGCGUGCAGGGCUAUCGUGAGCCACCACGCGGACACCGCCGACAGCCAGGGCUGGCCCAGACCUCCCAGGAAGGAGCGGACCCAAGGAACUGCUGGCCCUCAGAAGGAAUGUUUUUUAACCGCCCAGCUCUUCAAACCCACAGUUUCCUCCCUGAGAGACUGUUUGGACCAUGUACGUGGGAGAACAAUAAGACUCUAAUCUCUGCAGAGCCUGGUAAGGCCUUAUGAGACAUAAGAAUUCUCUUUAUCGCUUCCAUUGAUUUGAACAUUAUUUUAACGAUGAAAUGUUAAUUUUAGUUGUACUCGAGAAAGUAAAAACGCCAUAUUUGGGUCUAUUUUUGUGAUUCAGCAAUCUUUCCUAAAUUGUGGAAGGUGUGUGUGAGACUAUUUAUAUGAGGAUAUGAGAGCAACGGAAGCGACUGCAAGGCUCGGAUGAGCUCCUGCAGCAAAGGAGACAGAGGUUUUGUUUACUAACUUGUUCUACUGUGAGCUUUGGAGAGAAAAUGCUACAUCACAUUGUGUUUCCCUAAUGCUAUUGUGUAUAUACCUAAUAUUGCUAUUUUUUUGAUUUUAUUUGAAUACACCUGGCCCAAUAACA
Molecule: messenger RNA, 2949 nt
Organism: Suricata suricatta (meerkat)
Lineage: Eukaryota; Metazoa; Chordata; Mammalia; Carnivora; Herpestidae
Gene: LYN
Product: LYN proto-oncogene, Src family tyrosine kinase
Exons: 13
Coding region: 75-1679 (534 amino acids)
Biological process (GO): cell differentiation; protein phosphorylation; cell surface receptor protein tyrosine kinase signaling pathway
Cellular component (GO): extrinsic component of cytoplasmic side of plasma membrane
Molecular function (GO): ATP binding; signaling receptor binding; non-membrane spanning protein tyrosine kinase activity
Source: RefSeq, a predicted model, not a curated record